Molecule: messenger RNA, 1656 nt
Organism: Trematomus bernacchii (emerald rockcod)
Lineage: Eukaryota; Metazoa; Chordata; Actinopteri; Perciformes; Nototheniidae
Exons: 2
Coding region: 150-1526 (458 amino acids)
Source: RefSeq, a predicted model, not a curated record
AUUAGCCGUUAGCUUCUCUUGUACAACCGUGUACAACUCAAGGACGUCUGACAACAUUUCAGGGAGGCCUCGCCUCCUGAAUGUCAUCCCUUUCUCUUCAGCAAGCAAGAGAAAACAACUGAGUGAAGAGAGACGGAUAAAGAAGAAAAAUGGACUCACCAUUACUGGAGCAACGACCCUGCCCUUCGUGCCCAGGCUUUAUUGCAGGCGCUGACCUCCACCGCCACUGUAUCAAGUGCCUGGGGUCCGACCACGCGGCGGCCAACCUGGGCUUGCUUCCAGCCUGCAGCGCCUGCCGUUUGAUCCCUCGGCUCAGCCGCCGCCAGCGGCUGGUGCAGUUUGGGGAUUGUUACGUCUCGCCGAUGGAGGACCCAGAACUCGAGGUGGUGGAGAUGGAGGACCGCGAUGAGGGAGUGCCCUUCGUGUUCGCCAUGCCAGCGGACCGGACGGGCCCGCUCGUCGGGGAGAGAGACGACGACGACGACGACGACGACGACAACACCUCGUUGUCUGAUGCUUCCGGCGACCGCCAGGCAGGCCAGCAGCGCAGGUCUGCGCGGCAGGACUUCCCGGCGGUGAUGACUAUGGCGGCGGAGCUUGUAGGCUUACCGCUCCCCCCACCGCUGCCACCGAGGCCGGUGAGCCGCCUACGUCAGGACUUCUACGGCCCGGCGCAGCCGGCCUUCGUUUCGCCCCCCCUGCCAGAAAUCUGGCAGUGUGUGGAGGCGACGUGGCAACAGCCACUGAGGACGAAGGCUCGGGUGGCAACAUGGGCUGGAAUCCUCAGGGUGCAGGGCCACUCGGACACAGAGUGUCCCGGUGUGCCCCCCCUGGAUGAAAGCCUGGCGGCCCAUCUGCUUCCACAGGCAGCCGGUUGGGCAGAGGGGAGAAGGCCCCUGCCCCCGCUGCCGCGUGACCGUGAAAUGCUCCAGCAUCUGGAUAAGAUGUUCAGGCUCGGAGCGCAGAUGGCGGCGGCGGCCAGUAAUCUUGGCGUGUUGGGGGUGUCGCUGAUUACCCCUCAGCAGGACAUCCCCGCCCCCCCGCCUGAGGACGGGAGUGAUUACUCGGACCGCUGCGUGGGCCAGAUGAAUAAUCUGGUCCAGGGUAUGGCUACCGCAGCCGGCCGUGUGAUGUCCCUAGCCACCGUGGCGUCGCGUCACGUGUGGCUAGGUCUGACCGCACUGACCAGGAAAGACCAAGAUGAUCUCCUUGGUGCCCCCGUUUCCACGGAAGGGCUCUUCGGGUCGAUAUCCUCGGUCACCCAGCGUUUCAGUCGCCUGGAGGAAGAGAGGGCGCAGCUCAGCCGCAUGCUGCCGCUGGCUCGCCCUCAGGCCCCUCCUCAAGGGAGAGAGCGCCCGGUGGUGGGAAGGCGGAGAGAGAGAGUGAGGCGCCGGUACAGAGGCCCCAUUGCGCCCUCUGCCUCCGCGGUCCGUCCCGGAGAACCGGCCCAGUACCGGCACUCACGGGGACAGGCUGGCCGAACCCGGCGGGGUGCUGGGUGGGGUGCACCGUCCUCCAGGAGCUGACUGGCUGCGGGAGGAAGCGUCCCGGCGGAGAGAGGUGCUUUCUCCGGCCAGGACGCGAGGGCGAAUCCCGCCUCCUCCCUAUUUAAUUAUUAUGUCUAAUGUUAUGUUGGUGUCUCGUUUCGGUCAUAAU